Molecule: messenger RNA, 4782 nt
Organism: Grammomys surdaster
Lineage: Eukaryota; Metazoa; Chordata; Mammalia; Rodentia; Muridae
Gene: Wdr75
Product: WD repeat domain 75
Exons: 21
Coding region: 19-2505 (828 amino acids)
Biological process (GO): positive regulation of transcription by RNA polymerase I; positive regulation of rRNA processing
Cellular component (GO): nucleolus
Molecular function (GO): RNA binding; protein binding
Source: RefSeq, a predicted model, not a curated record
UCCUGCGUCUGCGUGGAGAUGGUAGAAGAGAGAGUCCGCGUGGUUCGCUGCGGCGGUAGCCGGCUGAAUUUCAGGAGAGCGGUGUUCUCUGUGGAUUCCAAGUAUAUCUUCUGUGUCUCAGGAGACUUUGUUAAGGUCUACAGCACAGCCACAGAAGAGUGUGUACACAUUCUGCAUGGGCACAAACAUCUGGUGUCUGGAAUCCUCAUCAACCCCAACAACCAUCUGCAGCUCUAUUCCUGUUCCUUUGAUGGCACAAUUAAGCUGUGGGACUAUCUUGAUGGCAUUUUGAUAAAGACUUUCACUGUUGGACCUAAACUCCAUGCCCUCUUUAUUCCUCCCCAUGCCGAAGAUUCCGCCUUCCUUACAAUAAGUAAAGAAGAGCCAGACAUAUUUCAGCUGGUAUCAGUGAAACUGCCCAAAUCAACAAGCCGGGAUGUGGAAGCUAAGGAGCUCACCUUCGUUUUGGAUUACAUAAACAGGUCCCCCAAGUGCAUUGCCUUCGGGAAUGAGGGAGAAUAUGUUGCUGCAGUUCGGGACUUUUACUUAUCUGUUUAUUUUUUAAAAAAGAAAAAAACAUGCAAUUUUACUUUACCAUCAACAAAAAACAAGAAGAAUGCAAACAACAAGUUCACAUGUGUAGCCUGCCACCCAAAGGAAGAUUGCAUUGCAUCUGGUCACAUGGACGGCAAAAUCCGCCUUUGGAGGAAUUUUCAUGAUGAUAAGAAGUACACAUAUACAUGUUUGCAUUGGCACCACGACAUGGUUAUGGAUUUGGCUUUUACAGUAUCAGGCACCAGUCUGCUGAGUGGUGGGCGGGAGUGUGUGCUUGUGGAGUGGCGAGACGGAUCAGAGAAGAACAAAGAAUUUCUUCCUCGAUUAGGAUCUUCUAUUGAGCACAUCUCUGUCUCACCUGCGGGAGAUUUGUUCUGUACUUCUCACUCUGAUAACAAGAUAACAGUUAUUCACCGAAAUCUUGAUGCAUCUGCCGUAAUUCAAGGCCUAGUAAAAGAUAGGAGUGUAUCUACUGGUUUGAUGGUUGACCCAAGAACCAAAGCUUUAGUUUUGAAUGGAAAGCCUGGUCACCUGCAGUUUUAUUCUCUCCAGGGUGAUAAGCAGUUAUAUAAUCUAGAUAUCAUACAGCAAGAGUACAUCAAUGAUGAGGGUCUAAUCCAAAUUGAACUAACGAAGGCCGCCUUCGGCUGCUCUGGUACUUGGUUGGCAACAGUCGAACAACGGCAGGAAAGUGAGAACGAACUGGAGCUGCAGAUGAAACUGUGGAGCUACAGCAAGAAAACCCAAGGGUUUGUUCUUAACACAAAGAUCACCAUGCCACAUGAUGACCACAUCACAGCUCUCUGCUUCAAUAAUGCAGAAAACUAUGAAAAACCCGUACUGGUCACAGCUAGUAAAGAUGGCCACUUCAAAGUGUGGAUAUUAACAGAUGACUCUGAUAUAUACAAAAAAGCCAUUGGCUGGACUUGUGACUUUGUGGGUAGUUACCAUAAGUAUCAAGCAACCAAUUGCUGUUUCUCUGAAGAUGGCUCCUUACUAGCAGUUAGUUUUGAGGAAAUAGUUACAAUAUGGGACUCAGAAACAUGGGAACUGAAAUGUACAUUUUGCCAACGAGCUGGGAAAAUAAGGCACCUUUGCUUUGGAAGACUGACGUGCUCAAAGUAUCUUCUCGGCACUACUGAGAAGGAUAUUCUCUGCUGUUGGAAUCUGCUCAGUUGUUCAAUACAGUGGAGUGCAAAAUUAAAUGUUAGAGUUAUGGAACCUGACCCUUACUCAGACCAUGUUGCUGCAGUGGCUCAGUCUUCAGCCGGCUCAGACUUGUUUGUAUUUAAACCUAGUGAGCCAAGGCCAUUGUUUAUUCAAAAGAAUGUCUCCAGAGAGGAAGUCCAAUGGGGAGUGUUUGUUCCACGAGAUGUCCCGGAAUCAUUCACCUCAGAAGCUCACCAGUGGCUAAAUAGAUCUCAGUUUUACUUCCUAACUAAAUCACAGUGCUUAUUAACAUUCAGUACAAUGUCUCCUGAAGAGAAACUCACACCAACAAGCAGACAGCUGCUGGCAGAAGAAAGUUUGCCAACGACCCCAUUUUCUUUUAUAUUGGGAAAACACAGACAACAGCAGGAUGCAAAGUUAACUGAAACUUCAGAGAAUGAAUUGGUACAACUCCCCUUAACAGAAAAUAUACCUGCAAUUACUGAGCUUCUUCACACCCCUGCCCACGUACUGCCAUCAGCUUCUUUCCUGUGCUCUCUGUUUGUAAACUCACUGCUGCUGUCUAAAGAGACUAAAAGCACUGAAGAAAUUCCGGAUGUAGAUAUGGACGGAACCAAAGAAAGUGAUGAUUCAGAUGAAGAAUAUGAUCUUACUGAAAAAGCCAAGGAAACAAAUAACACGGACUUGGGAGAAGAUGCUCUACAUCAGCUGUCAAAAUCUGAAGAGAAAGAGCUGAGAAAAUUCAGAAAAGUAGACUAUAGCUGGCUAGCUGCUCUGUAGGCCAUGGUUGUGGCAUGGCAGAGACAUGUUGUACUGUCUGUUAAUACUCCAAAAAAAAUUUAAAGUUAUUUUAUUCUUAAGACAAACUAUUUAAAAGUCUUUUGUUUAUUUGCUUGUUUGUUUAUUUGCUUGAAAAGUUGCUUAGGCUAACCCUAAACUUGGGAUUCUUCUUUCUCGUCCCCUAAAUCAGUAGGAUGAUAGGCCUGUUACUCUCAGGUCUGGCCAAGCAUGUUUGUUUGUUUAGAUUUUUUUAUUUUUUGUGUAUGAAUGUUUUCCUUGAAUGUAUGUAUAUGUACCACUGGCUACUCUGGUGCUUGUUAAAUCAGAAAAGGGCAUCAAGCCCCUGGAACUAGUUACCCAUGAUUAUGAGCCAUCAUAAGGGUGCUGGGAAUCAAACCCUGGUCCUCUGCAGGAGCAGCAAGUUGUCUAAACCACCAGCCCAACUCUCCAGCCUCCUGGUCAGUCUUUUUAAGAAAGCUUUGUAAACCCCUAUUUGUGUCAGAUGUUAUAAGCAGUUACAGAGUAUAUGCAUUUGUCACAUCUGGAUUUCUAUUUUGAAUCACAAAGAAACCUUGUUUCUGGUAGGUUUUGUUUUGACAGAGCUGACUGUAAUUGACACAUAUACCCUUAUCGUUAAUUUGAAGGUAUAAAAAGAUUUCAGAAGUCAAGAGGCUUUACCAAUAAUGACACCAAGAAUUAUUCCCACACCAGACAUGAUUUCCUUCUGGUUGUAUUUCCCAGCUUUUGCCACUACAAGACAGCAUAAGAAGCAUUAUGUUAAUAGUAACACAAAUGGACUAUAUUUUAUCAACACAAAAUAUCUAUUAUACUGAGAUAUAACUCCUAAUUCAUGCAUAUAAAGUGAACAAUUCCAUGAGGUCUGGUAUACUUACAGAAUUCUAUAACAUAGAAACCAACUCUUAAGUAGUUUCAUCUCUGUAACCCCCAACAACAAAACAAACCUUCCACUUCUUUCAACCUCCAUACCUUGCCUGCUAGGUGGCACUAAUCUAUCUUGAUGAAUUUGCUGCAUGUGAACAGUUUGUAUCAGUGGAGUCAUGCAGUGUGAGCUCUUAUGAUAGGCUGCUUUUAUCCUUUUGAUUUCUUCAUUGUAGUGUGUUUCAAAGGGUGAGAGACUAUUUUGUCCAUGGUCAGCUGACUCAGUUUUCACAGACUGGUUCAUUUGUCUUCGCAUCUUUUGAAAUGACACUCAUAAAUCACCUGUACCACUGAACAUUGCUUCAUAGCCUGAUGCAUUAAUCGUAUGUCCCUUUGGAAGAAUGAGUUGCUCACUGUUUUAAGGCUAUUUAAAAUUACUGUUGGGUGUAGGAAGUUAUGAGGGCAGUACCCACAGAGGCCACUAGAGGGGAUCUGACUCUCCCAGAGCUAGAGUUACAUCAGGUAAGCAGCCUGACAUGAUGAUACUGAGAAUUGAACUGGAGUCUUCUGCAAUAACAGGACACGCUCAAACCACUAAGCCACCUCUCCAGCCCUAAUUUUUUAACCAAAUUUAAAUUCACAACAAAAUAAGGAAAAGAUUAAUGAGAUUCCUCGGAAAUCCCCUCCCCUACACAUGAAUAACUUCCUCAUUUUCAACACAACCAGCGAAAUGAUAACAUCUGUUAGAACUGAUGAACCUGCAUUAGCAAUGACAAAAGACUCACAAAAAUAACUUCUUUCCUUUUGCCUUUACCAAGGCAUGGACGGCACUUCUGUGUUUGUGAUGAAAAGUACAGCUGUCCUAGAAGUACAUGAACUGAAUGGAACUAAUGGACAGACCACAGGCUACAUAUGCCGCAUGUGUCUCAUGCGUUCCUCUUACAAUUCAGUGUGUCAGCUACUUACUACCUUAAUUUGACAGGGUGGAGGGCUGCACUGGAUGAUGGUCUAUGAGAAGUGAAAUUAAAACACAAGAAUUAUGCCUGACAAAACACAAAUGGUGACCACUUCUAGAAUAAAACUGUCUCAAGGCACAACAACUAUCUGUCACUGGGAAAGACCUGAACUAAACACAAAAUGGGCCAGAUAGAGGGCUAAUCCCAACUGAAAACUAGAGCAACCUGGCAUUGAACCAGCUAAAGUCCUUUAAACUCUCUGAGCUUCGACGCCUUCAUUUGUAAAAGUCUCCCCAACAGACAGCUUUGUUUUCCUCAUUAGUUAUGUUGCAGACAGGUGUGUGUGGAGGGGUGUAAUGUAUAACAUGCACUGGAGAAUAAAUCAAUUGUGUUAAAAAGUAAGUUUAUUGGAGAGUUGCUAUUAAAACAGGCCUUUUGUUAA